Molecule: messenger RNA, 3022 nt
Organism: Ixodes scapularis (black-legged tick)
Lineage: Eukaryota; Metazoa; Arthropoda; Arachnida; Ixodida; Ixodidae
Exons: 1
Coding region: 9-1511 (500 amino acids)
Source: RefSeq, a predicted model, not a curated record
GUGCCGACAUGUCGGACGGACGCUCAUUCUCCCUGUUCCUACAGGUACUUGGGCUGAUCGUCGUCCAGUGCGGCACCGUCUACACGUCAACUGUCAAAGAUGAUGCGUCACCCAGCGACGGUACAUGCCCGGUCAUUCUGCCCUGGCUCUGCAACGCUUCGUCGCUGGAUCUUUCGAAGCUGUGCUUGACUUUCAACUGUGACUACAGCAGGCAACUCUGUUCCACGUCAUGUGAUGGGAGUGUAUAUCAGAGACUGCUCGACCAUCCACCCUCGGGUUUCGGUGCCGACAUGUCGGACGGACGCUCAUUCUCCCUGUUCCUACAGGUACUUGGGCUGAUCGUCGUCCAGUGCGGCACCGUCUACACGUCAACUGUCAAAGAUGAUGCGUCACCCAGCGACGGUACAUGCCCGGUCAUUCUGCCCUGGCUCUGCAACGCUUCGUCGCUGGAUCUUUCGAAGCUGUGCUUGACUUUCAACUGUGACUACAGCAGGCAACUCUGUUCCACGUCAUGUGAUGGGAGUGUAUAUCAGAGACUGCUCGACCAUCCACCCUCGGGUUUCGGUGCCGACAUGUCGGACGGACGCUCAUUCUCCCUGUUCCUACAGGUGGGUCUUUCAUACACUUAUAAGUAUGUAAGGCACAACGGCCAUUCUGGAUUGUCGGCACUGAGACCCAACCUUUUGUGUCAAAUGUAUGUUGGUAUUACCGAUUGCUACACUAAAUACAGCCUAGCUGUGGCUAGGUUCGUGAAACAACGACUAUUGAUGGCAGGAGAUAUAGAAGCGAACCCAGGCCCGCUCACUUCUACACAGGAGAAACAACUAGUCGAUGCUAUGCUACUAAUACCUGGCAUGAACGAGGGGCAAAAAGCAAUGUUGAAUGAAUUGAAAGCCAUUAGGGAAAUGCAAACAUCGUUCGAAAGAAAACUAGAGGGCUUGUCAUCUAGGAUAACAGCUAUUGAAAGCGAGAUGACUAUGGUUAAAUCCUUGAGAGACGAAGUUGCUGACAUAAAAACGGCGAAUCUGGAACUUGACACCCAACUUAGAAUGACUACCGCACAACAGGAUGAAGUACAAAAUCAAUCGCGCCGAAACAACCUUAUCUUUUACGGCUUGGCGGACAAAGCAAAUGAAACCUGGGAAGAAUCUGAGGCCAAAGUGAUCACCUUUUGCUCUGAUAAGCUCGGCGUAAAGCUUGAGCCCACUAACAUAGAACGUGCGCACAGGCUAGGCCGUUUUUCCGAAGAGAGAGGACGCCCCCUUAUCUCAAAGUUUCUGUCAUUUAAAGAUAAACAAAAAAUACUGUCAGUCGCCUAUAAACUAAAGGGGAGUGGCUUUUCCAUUGGUGAGGAUUUCUCACCUGCUAUACAACUCUCACGACGCAAACUUUUAGAGUACGCCAGGGAACAAAACGCCCAAUUCAAACUACGAUACAACAAGUUAGUUAUUCGUGGUAAAACAUACCAGUACAAUCCUGACACCGACGUCGUGUUUGAAACCUCUGUAUAGCCACGACAAAAAAGCGAUAUCAGAGGGCCCGACGUACAGGAACUUGUCUUUGUUACAGUGAACUGUAGGAGUAUCAGAAAUAAAAAGGAUGACCUUGCUUUUCUUCUUGCUACAACGGAUGCUGACAUUGUUUGUGGUACCGAAUCUUGGCUUGACCCUUCCAUGACCAACUCCGAAAUAUUUCCACCCAACUACGAAGUCUACCGCAAAGACAGAAAUUCGAGGGGAGGGGGUGUGUUUUUACUCGUCUCGAAAAACCUACAAAGCACAGCUCUUGAAUUUCAAGACUGUGUGUGCGAAUCUGUUUGGUGCAAGAUAAAACAGCAAGGUUAUAAAUUUUUAACUGUAGGCGUAUUUUAUAGACCCCCAAGUAACAAUUCACUGAAUCCCCUUUUGUGUCUUUCCAAUGUGCUAUCUGCGAUAACGCCUGAUGACGUUAUUCUUAGUGGCGACUUCAAUCUUCCGGACGUUGAUUGGGUCGACAAUCUGCCCCUUUUGCGAAAUUCUUCGUCACUGUAUAAAACUUUCAAGGAACUCGUAGACACCCAUGAGUUGCAACAGUUUGUAUUGCUUCCAACAAGGUACGGCGCAACAAGUAAAUCUAUACUAGAUCUUUUCCUUACAAAUCACCCGUCCGCCAUCCGUUUGGUAACGACGGCUCCGGGUAUCAGUGACCACGAAGCUAUCAUUACAAAUGUAACAUGUAAGCACACUGUGACUGAUAAGCCAUGCCCCAAAAAAGUUUAUCUGUUUGACCGAGGGGAUUACGACAGCUUGUUUUUCGACCUCCUGGCUUAUCUUCCCGAGUUUGAAUGUGCGUGCACAUUGCUUGACAUUGAAGAAUUAUGGAAUCUGUUUAAGAAUAAACUUUCUUCCCUUAUCACUGAAUAUAUUCCUUCUAGGAUGUUGUCGGGAAGGCGCAGGAAUGACAAACCGUGGAUGACAAAGGAGUUGCGACGUCUUCUAAAUAAAAAGCGAAGAUUUUUUCUAAAAUAUAAGAAAACGAGGGACCCAGCCAACAAAAUUGAACUUCGUUUGCUGGAUAAUAUCUUUAAGACUAAAGUUAAGGAAGCGAAGGAACACUACUUUUUGGCACUGGGACCAAAAUUACUUAACAACCCAAAGGAACUAUGGAAAACGGUUAGAAAAUCGGGCAAGAGUGAAUCUGUGGGCAUUCCAGCAAUUCUGAACAAUGAUGAACUGACCUCCGAUAACUUUCUCAAGGCUGUUUGCUUCAAUAACUUCUUUCAAUCUGUCUUUUCGACAACCGAGCUAGUUGUACGAGAAUCUUCCGAGACAACUUUUGAUAGAAUGCCUGAGUUUGUGGUAGAAGAUUAUGGCGUACUGAAAUUACUGCGUAAUCUGAAAUCUCAUUCAGCUAUGGGGCCUGAUGGCAUUCCUAACCACGUUCUGAAAGUUUGUGCUGCAGCAAUCUCACCUUUUCUAGUUAUUCUUUUCAACAAAUCGCUCUUUACUAGCAGGCUACCUUUGGAAUGGAAAACGGCAAAUGU